AUGACACGGCAUAGCAAAUAAAUGGUCUUGAUGGGUGGAAGAUGCAAAACUACACUGCACGGGAAAUGUACAACAAGCAAUAGAAUAUAAAUAAACCCCAAAUAAAUUAAAGCAACUAGAUACACACUAUGGCAAUUGCAUGCCAGCAAUUGCCUACCAUUAUAGAUACAUUGGUGUUUUCUGUAUCUGUCGCCACCAGGGGGCCUCUCAUUUUGUCCUUUUUUUUUUUUUUUGCUCUUGUCUUUUUUAUUCCUUUUUUUCUUUUCUUUUUCUUUUCUUUCCUUCUCUCUUCACAUUUUGCAUUCUAUACCCACCCUUUCCUUUUCAUUCCCUUCUCUUUUCGUUAUCUUCUCUUUUCUUUCCUUCUCCCUUUACAUUUUACAUUCUUUACCCGUCCUUUCCUGUUCAUUCCCUUUCCUUUUCUUUUCCUUUUCCUUUUCCUUCCCUUUUCCUUUCCCUUCCCUUACCUUCUUAGCCAUAUAUUGAGAGGGGGCCUCAACCUAUUCA
This is a messenger RNA of Trichoderma harzianum CBS 226.95, 507 nucleotides long. RefSeq lists its product as hypothetical. The coding region runs from base 140 to 475 and encodes 111 amino acids. Lineage: Eukaryota; Fungi; Ascomycota; Sordariomycetes; Hypocreales; Hypocreaceae. The transcript has a single exon. The record is from RefSeq and is a predicted model, not a curated record.